This is a messenger RNA of Morchella sextelata, 1233 nucleotides long. RefSeq lists its product as uncharacterized. Gene Ontology annotation, cellular component: membrane; Golgi apparatus. The record is from RefSeq and is a predicted model, not a curated record. Lineage: Eukaryota; Fungi; Ascomycota; Pezizomycetes; Pezizales; Morchellaceae. Gene Ontology annotation, biological process: cell wall mannoprotein biosynthetic process; protein N-linked glycosylation. Bases 1 to 1233 code for a protein of 410 amino acids. The transcript is spliced from 5 exons. Gene Ontology annotation, molecular function: alpha-1,2-mannosyltransferase activity.
AUGACGGGCGCCCAGCGAGCCAAAUUAUGGCGCCAGCCCGAGGCCGCAGCAGGUGCUCUCUACACUCGCCUCGCAUCGAAGCGGAACUUCGCACGAGUAUUCAUCACACUGGCAUUUUGCGCUAUCUUCUACAACUUCUACUCAUCAUCCGAGCUACGGAAGAGCCUCAACGACAGGCUGCAGCAGACAAUGUCUGCGAGCCCAAGUAUUCAGGUUGUGGAGCAGACGGAGCCGAAUAUGCAGAUGUGCUCGAACGAGCCGACUCUUGAGAGCAAUAACGGGACGGAGAAGGCGACGCUGGUCAUGUUGGUGCGUAACAGGGAGAUAAGGGAGGCGUUGAGCAGUAUGAGGAGUGUGGAGGAUCGGUUCAAUCGGAAGUUCCACUAUCCGUGGACUUUCUUGAACGAUAAGCCGUUUACGAAGGAUUUUAUCGAAUAUACGACCGGAAUGGCGAGUGGCCCAGUUGAAUACCAGGUUAUUCCGAAGGAGGCCUGGUCGAUCCCGAAGACCAUCAAUACAACUAUUGUCAAGCAGGAGAUGGCCGAAAUGACUAGACAGAAUAUUAUUUAUGGCGGUUCUCUGUCUUAUCGCCACAUGUGCCGCUUCAACUCAGGGUUUUUCUACAACAUGGAGGUUAUGAAGAAAUAUGACUGCGACCCCUUCACCUUUAUGCGCACCAACAAUAAGAUCUACGGCUUCGUCAUCACCAUGUACGAAUUCGAAGCCACAAUCAAGACACUUUGGUCUCGGACCAAGGAGUUUAUCCGUCGCAACCCCCAGUACUUGCAUGAAAACAACUCGCUCGACUUCCUCGUUGACGGAGCAAAGGCAUCAAAGAAAGACGAUAAGGAAAUCGAUGGCAACUACAACCUUUGCCAUUUCUGGAGCAAUUUUGAAAUUGCUUCGCUCAACUUUUAUAGGUCCGAGGCGUACACCAAAUAUUUCGAGUUCCUUGAUAGCGCUGGUGGGUUCUUCUACGAGAGAUGGGGCGAUGCACCAGUUCAUUCGUUAGGCGUGGGAUUGUUUGCGCCUAAGGAUAAGAUCCACCAUUUCGCGGACUUUGGAUACUCGCAUCCGCCAUGCUCAAGGUGUCCACAGGACGACGAGAGCCACAAGUCCGGGCGUUGCUACUGCAACAGGGCGGUCAACUUUGAUACCAACUCAUACAGUUGUAUGCCAAGGUGGUGGGAUGUUGCCGGUAUCAACAAAGGUGCUAAGCGCCUUGGUACCUAA